Saccostrea echinata is the source of this 548-nucleotide messenger RNA. RefSeq lists its product as uncharacterized. The record is from RefSeq and is a predicted model, not a curated record. The transcript has 3 exons. The coding region runs from base 9 to 548 and encodes 179 amino acids. Lineage: Eukaryota; Metazoa; Mollusca; Bivalvia; Ostreida; Ostreidae.
AAUAUAUCAUGAAAUCAAGGUGGGAGUUCAUUUUGAACCUUUAUUUUUGUUUUGUAGUUUCAUUUGGAUACGAUAACUUGUCAAGUUUCAAGAAAGCAACACAAAGUAGCAGAAAUAAUGACACAAAUGCUUCCCCUGCCAGAGCUAUUGACAGAGAUAUCAACACAUGUUCUUCUACAGGACCAGAUAAUCCAGCAUGGUGGUAUGUGGAUUUACAGGAAAUAAAAAGUAUACAUGAUAUACAGAUUUACUUUUAUGGAACAGACACAGCAUAUAAACAACGACAAAGAGAGCUCACGUAUGGCUACCAAAUUUAUGUUUCAAACACAUUAGACUUAAGCAACUUGGAGAAUUUGCAUCAUUGCUACAAUCAUAGUGGACCUGACUUACCAGACUUAAUCUCCACACACGUUUGUGUUUCAUUUGGACGUUAUGCUAUGGUAUACAAUGAGAGAAUUCCUGGAGUUACUUACCCUUUUUCUAAUGGAGUGAUUCAAAAUUUUACAUAUAUCCAGAUAUGUGAAAUUACAGUUAAUUAUAAGUUUUAA